UGUUAACCAGCAGGUAAACAGCAGCUCGUUCAACUCUCUGUGUGUUGCGCUGCUAGCUACGAGCUAACGGAGACUAGCGAUGUUCCCAACAGAGACCUGUUGUUCAGGAUCACUGAAGAAAUACUUCUGGGUCAUGAAUACAGUUUAUAAGUGUGUCAUGUUUACUUCACACUCUUUUAUUCCCGACCAGCGCAAUGACUGCGUGACGCCAGCAGCAAGUCUGUCAACGCAGACGCUGUUUGCACGUAAUCCUGCAGCGAUGCUGUUACAGCGGUGUUACUCAAUAAAGCUUUAAUCAAUUCAAUAUUUCAACAUCUGAAAUGUUCAUUCAUCUGUUGAAAUCAUGUCCAAGCACUCCGUACCGUUACUUCCCCCCAAAACUAUUCAUCCAAAAUGCGUGCGUGCAGGUCUGCCUGCGUGCGUGCGUGCGUGCGUGCAGGUCUGCCUGCGUGCGUUGUCAUAGAAACGCAGAUCAAAGCCACUUGUUCUGGAGUCAUAAAAGGCCUUAUUACAUCAUCAAAGACACUGAGCAGAUCUUUAUAUCUUCAGAACUCCAGAGACAUAUUGAGAAAGUAUUAUUCCUUGUUGGACACAUUACCUAUCAACAUAGAUAAUAACAAACUCAACAUGGAUAAUAUCGAACUCAACAUGGAUAUUAUCGACCUCGAAGCGGAUAAUAACGAACUCGACAUGGAUUACAAGGUAAGAAAAUCUGGCCUGGAUUGGAAAAACGUUUUCACCAAUCUGCGAUUCAUUAUUUUUGAUCAAAUCAAAUGUGGUCUGUCUGAAAGUAAACUUUCAGAUGUACUUAAGAGAUGCUUUGUGAAUUAUGCACAGCACCAAGUACAACAUCUAUUAAUCAUUGUGUCACAUUUCAAACAUCCUAAUGAGAAGUGUUUAGUUGGAGUGUAAAAGAUGCCUGGCUGUUAAAACCUGAUUGUUUUUCUUUCUAGAUUCCAUCAAAUGAACUUUUAGGACUGAGAUGCAGCGAGUUGGAAGUGCCUCUGUUUAGCACUAACGACUUUGCACAGUUGAUCAAUACAUAUGUGGAUGUAGUCCCACAUGAAGAAUGGAGGAGGUUACGCUAUUACCGAAUGCACUCAGACAUCGUCAAUCUGGUGUCUGACAUGUGUCAUGAGAUCUUAGAUUUGGUCACCACCAAGAUCCUGUUCACUGUGGAACCUCAGGUUCAACGCUGGAUAGACGUCCACGUUGAACUGGAGAAUGCUAAAAACACCUCUGUCACAAUGAACGCUUAUGAUUAUUCGCAAGGGCUCAAUUUUGACAGCGUGACGGAGGAAGAUAUUCUAGCCAGCUUUGGGAAAUCAUUUGACAUCUGUUUUGGUGCAGCAAUAGGACGCCAACAGAAGAGGUCCCACGACUCUAUAGCAAUACUGGAGAUGUUCGCAGAAGAGGUGACGAAGAGAGUGAACCAGGCACUGCAUAGGACCACUCAAUCUUCACUGUAUUUAUCUGAGUCGCAAACCUCAAUUGAUUUUCCAUCGGAAGAAAUGAUUUAUUAUAUCGGCAAAAUAUUGAUGGGGCUCUUACAAUCAGACUAUGAAGACGAAGACGAAGACGAAGACGAAGGAGACCGCUCAACAGUAGUUUUACAAAUCUCAGCCAGUGACACCAUGCAGCGUCCUGUUAUUACCACACAGGAGCGGCCACAGAAAUCAGGCAAAGAAGAAGACGAGGAAACACUCCACUCUUCAGAGAUUUCAGAAGACUCAUCCAGUGACAUCAUACAGCAUUAUAUCAAUAACACACAGAAGCUGCCACAGAAAUCAGGCAAAGAAGAAGACGAGGAAACACUCUGCUCUGUAUCAGAGAUUUCAUACCUCUCAGACUUUACCACAGGAGAGCAGAACCAUAAAUCAGACGAAUCAGGCGAAACAGAAGAGGAGCUGCCACAGAGAGAUGAGACCUUUCUCGUCUGUUUUGUCUGUAAGCUGGUGGAUCACAUCGCUCACUCCACCAAGACAACAAUAUACAACGUGGAUUUAGAUCUGAUGUUGGAACGACUGAACAAGAGUACUGUUGGAAGUCUCUCUCUCCCACAGACAGUUGGAAACAUCCACAUCCCCGUCUAUAAAGAGCUUUGCCACCAGUUUGGAUCUGCUGCAAGGCUUCAGGCUGCCAUGGUGUCCAAAGAUGGGAAGUUUGAAGAAGCCGUUGCCAAGACAUUAAAGGCUCAGCUGCAGAAGUCUUCAAGAAAAAACAUCAGCUUCAUGGCCAAAGUCAAGAAGACUUUCUGCCGCAAGUCUAGAAAAGUUGCUCCCAUCAUCGAGACAAACACAUCAGUCUCUCACACUGAAGUCAUUGAGCUGGUGAAUGGAUCGACGCCCCCACCUCAGAGGAGACAGAAGUUCCCCGCCAUUCGUAGAAUGUUCGCCUCCGCAGCAAAGUUCCUGAGGAACCCGUUCAGCCAAUGCAUCAGCGCUAGUAAUACAGUGGCCUCUGCUCUCUCUCUGUGGAGUUCACAUGUGCUCCCCCCGUAUUGA
Messenger RNA from Cottoperca gobio, 2504 nucleotides. RefSeq lists its product as uncharacterized. The record is from RefSeq and is a predicted model, not a curated record. The coding region runs from base 1095 to 2504 and encodes 469 amino acids. The transcript has 3 exons. Lineage: Eukaryota; Metazoa; Chordata; Actinopteri; Perciformes; Bovichtidae.